Pecten maximus is the source of this 987-nucleotide messenger RNA. RefSeq names its product vicilin-like seed storage protein At2g18540. The coding region runs from base 1 to 987 and encodes 328 amino acids. The record is from RefSeq and is a predicted model, not a curated record. Lineage: Eukaryota; Metazoa; Mollusca; Bivalvia; Pectinida; Pectinidae. The transcript is spliced from 5 exons.
AUGAAAGCGAAACGAGAAACAACAACAAGGACAGAGAACGCAACAAAGCGAAACGAGAGACGGCAACAAGGACUGAGAACGUACCAAAGAAACAACAAGAAAGGAGCAACAAGAACGAGACAGAGAAAACAAGAUAGGAAACAUGAAAGCAAACGAAAAAACGUAAAAGGACAAAAACGCAAACAAACAGAAGACGCAACAAGCAAAGAAACAAAAGAAAAGAACAACAGAAAGGCAAAAAAGGAUGAAACAAAGAAAGAAAAAAGCAAACAAACACAAAAAGAACAAACAACAAACGAAGAAACAAACAAGGAAACGAAACCAAAAACAAAACAGAAACAACAAAGAGAAGAACCAAGCAAAGAAAGACGAACAAGCAAGACAGACAACAAGAACGAAAGCAACAAGAAGAAAACGAAACGAAAACAACAAGACACGAAAAACAAGAAUGAAACAGCAACAGAACGAAAAAAAACGAAACAAAAACGAACGAACAACCAAAGCAACAGAAACAAGAGGAACAAAACCAAAGAAAAGAACAACAAACAGAACAAACGAAAAAAAAAACAGAAAUACAAGACAGAAAGAACGACAACAAACGAACAGAAAGCAACAAACAAGAGAGAACAACAACAAGAACAAAGAAGAAACAAGACAAUGAACAACAAAGAAAACGAAAACAAAAAGAAAGAACGAACUAAACAAACUAAAAGAGGACUAGAAAAAGCAAAAGAAACAAGACAGAAACAACAAGAAAUGAGAAAAAAAAACGAAACAAACGAAGACAAAACAAGAAGAGAACGCAACAAACAAAACAAAGAGACCAACAAACGAAAAGAGAGAAAACAAAAAAACAAAAGAAAAAAGAAAGGAACAAAAAAACAGAAACAAAAAAAGACAGAAAACGAAAAGCAAAACGAAGAACAAAAAAAGAAAACGAAAACGAAAGACAAAAAACGAAACGAAAGCAAACAAAAGAAAAACUGA